Teleopsis dalmanni is the source of this 826-nucleotide messenger RNA. RefSeq lists its product as uncharacterized. Gene Ontology annotation, molecular function: guanyl-nucleotide exchange factor activity. Gene Ontology annotation, biological process: axon guidance. The transcript is spliced from 3 exons. Lineage: Eukaryota; Metazoa; Arthropoda; Insecta; Diptera; Diopsidae. The record is from RefSeq and is a predicted model, not a curated record. Bases 14 to 697 code for a protein of 227 amino acids. Gene Ontology annotation, cellular component: cytoplasm.
GCCCAUACAACGAAUGGCACGUUAUCCUUUAUUACUGAAGGAGUUUAUAACAGCUUUGUUUAAAAAUCGUGAAUAUGUUAUGAAGCCCUUAAUUGAGUCCUGUUGUCGAUUAGACAAAAAAGUACGCACACUGCUAACGACGACCAAUGAAUCCGAAGUCAUAAAUGAUAUUGUGGACUGUAAUGAGUUCAAUGUAUUCUAUCAAGGAAAAUUUCGUAAAGUGAGCGAUUUUCAUGUUUUCGAUCAUACACUCAAACGUAGUUACAAAGCAAAAGUAUUCAUCUUUGAUAAAUGUAUUAUCUAUACAGAGAUUAAGGGAAAAAAUCUAGUCUUCCAUGGUCGCUAUCCGUGCGAACAUAUUGGAAUUUCAGCCAAAACAAAAUCCUUCACACUCUACUAUGAACGACGAAAGCAGCAAGAAUGUGAGUUCAGUGGCGAUGCGGCAUUGGUAGAAACCUGGUUGGAGCUAAUACGCGACAUGAUAAACUCAUAUGUAUCGGAAGAGCGUCAGAAGCUCCAAGAACGCUAUUCCAGAGAAAACGAUCACUUACACCCGAGACCGCUGAGUCUUUCACUAUUUCGUGAUUCAAAUCGUUUUAGUUCGGAUAGUGGCAUAGGAAAUAUUUGGGUUAUGCCGAAACCUGAAUCAGAAAGCGAAACGGCAUCAAAUCGUACCACAUGGUAUGCAGUGUCAUAGUCCAGGGAUAGUUUUAUUUUACAGAAAUAUUUAAAAUAUUCAAGUUCGGUUUGAGUAGAAAACAGUUGUAUUAGAUAAUUAAAUUGUAAUAUAUGCCAAAUAUUUUUAAAUUUAUUAUUUAUUCAAAUA